Drepanopeziza brunnea f. sp. 'multigermtubi' MB_m1 is the source of this 2157-nucleotide messenger RNA. Lineage: Eukaryota; Fungi; Ascomycota; Leotiomycetes; Helotiales; Drepanopezizaceae. The record is from RefSeq and is a predicted model, not a curated record.
AUGGAGCUCACUGAUAAAGCAGAUGAUGCAAAGCAGGCCGCGGCAAAGGCAGAAUACGACAAGCUCCUCACCCUACGCUCUGGCGGUACCUAUAUCCCUCCGGCGCGCCUCAGAGCUCUCCAAUCCCAGAUCACCGAUAAAAGCAGCAAGGAAUACCAGCGCAUGGCAUGGGAAGCUUUGAAAAAGUCCAUCAAUGGCCUGAUCAACAAGGUCAACGUCUCGAACAUCAAAUUCAUCGUCCCAGAGCUGUUUGGAGAGAACCUGAUCAGAGGUCGAGGACUCUUCUGCAGGAGCAUCAUGAAGGCACAGGCUGCCAGUUUGCCGUUCACCCCGAUCUACGCAGCUAUGGUCGCUAUCGUCAAUACCAAACUACCAAAUGUUGGCGAGCUCCUGCUCAAGCGCCUCAUUACGCAGUUCAAGAAGGGCUUCAAACGAAACGACAAGGCAGUCUGUCUCUCCGCGACGACAUUUAUCGCACAGCUGUGCAACCAGCAAGUUGCGCACGAGAUAUUGGCAGCACAAAUACUGCUACUUCUACUGAACAAGCCUACAGACGAUAGUGUGGAGAUCGCAGUUGGCCUGACGAGGGAGGUUGGGCAGCACCUCGAGGAAAUGAAUCAGGCUAUCGCAAUUGCCGUCUUUGAUCAAUUUAGGAACAUUCUGAAUGAAGCUGAUAUUGAUAAGAGAGUCCAGUACAUGAUUGAAGUCUUGUUCCAAGUCAGAAAGGAUAAAUACAAGGAUAACCCCGCAAUCAAGGAUGAACUGGACCUGGUCGAAGAGGAAGACCAGAUCACACACAAGAGCUCUCUCGAAGAUGACAUCGAUGUGCAAGACAGCCUGAACGUUUUCAAGUUUGAUCCAAAGUGGGAGGAGAAUGAAGAGCUAUAUCAGCGAACUAAAGCGGAAAUUCUGGGAGAAGGGAGUGACGAGGAAGGAGACGAAGACGACAGCGACGACAGUGAGGAUGAUGAGGAGAAACAAGAAGAGAAAGCUCUGGAAAUUAAAGACCAAAGCAACGCCGACCUUGUCGCCCUGCGGAAAACGAUAUACUUGACGAUCAUGUCGAGUAUUGAUCCCGAAGAAUGUGUUCACAAGCUGAUGAAGGUCAACCUCCCAGCUGGCUUCGAGCAAGAACUCCCGUCGAUGAUCAUCGAAUGCUGCUCCCAGGAGAAGACAUACUCCAAGUUCUAUGGCCUGAUUGGAGAGCGAUUUGCAAAGAUCAAUCGUCUCUGGACCGACUUGUUCGAGCAGUCCUUUAUCAAAUACUACGAUACGAUACAUCGAUACGAGACGAACAGACUUCGGAACAUUGCACGAUUCUUUGGACACAUGCUCAGCUCUGACGCUUUUGGAUGGCAUGUGUUUUCAGUGAUUCACUUGAAUGAGGACGAGACUACCUCAAGCAGUCGUAUCUUCAUCAAGAUUCUCUUCGAGGAUUUGGCUGAAGCAAUGGGUAUGGCGAAGUUGCAGACCCGGCUGAAGGACAACACACUACGUCCAUAUUUCGAAGGCAUAUUCCCCCGCGACAAUGACCGUAAUACGAGGUUCUCAAUCAAUUAUUUCACUUCUAUCAAAAUGGGCCCCCUAACAGAGGAGAUGCGAGAGUUCUUGGCGAACAAACCAAAGCCUGCUUUGCCAGCCCCACCACCAGCUGACGACUCGUCGGACUCUGAAUCGAGUUAUUCUUCGUAUACAGGCUCGUCAUAUUCUCGGUCGCGAAGCCGAUCUCGAUCCCGAUCUCGAUCCCGAAGCCGAUCCCCUCCCGGAAGAUCGCGGACUACCAAGAGACGAGACUACUCGGAAGAUCGGUCACGCUCUGUUUCUCGCUCCCUCUCUCGGUCACGCUCUGUUUCUUUCUCCCCCUCUCCGUCACGCUCACCAUCCCCACGUCGAAGCCGCCGAAGAUCCUACACGCCUGACGACCGCAGUCUAUCUCCUCCUAGAAGACGCAGAAGCAGCCCGUCUCCUACAAGGGGUCGAAGCCCGUCACCCCGUAGACGACGAAUGAGUCCGUUGCCCCCUCGACGUCGAAGCCCUUCCCCAGCUCCCAGGAGAAGAAGGAGAAGUUCGACACCCCCUCCCAGGAGACGAAACUCAUCUUCGCCACCUAGUAAACGAAGUCUAUCGCCUGCACCUAAAAGAAGAAGGCUGUCUUAG